Molecule: messenger RNA, 1173 nt
Organism: Vollenhovia emeryi
Lineage: Eukaryota; Metazoa; Arthropoda; Insecta; Hymenoptera; Formicidae
Product: dihydrolipoyllysine-residue succinyltransferase component of 2-oxoglutarate dehydrogenase complex 1, mitochondrial-like
Exons: 1
Coding region: 1-1173 (390 amino acids)
Biological process (GO): tricarboxylic acid cycle
Cellular component (GO): oxoglutarate dehydrogenase complex
Molecular function (GO): dihydrolipoyllysine-residue succinyltransferase activity
Source: RefSeq, a predicted model, not a curated record
AUGAGCAAAAUUAUAGAAAUCAGAGCACCAAAGACUCUUGGUGGUGAGUCAGUUACGGAAGGUAUAGUAAAAAUAAAGAAAAAUAUUGGAGAAGCAGUAAAAGUAGAUGACUUGAUCUUUGAAAUUGAGACUGACAAAACAGCACUCGAAUUAACUGCAGAAGCUUCAGGGCAAAUAACUGAAUUUCUUGUAAAGGAAGAUGAUGUGAUAAGUCCUGAUCAAUUGUUAGCGAAGCUUUCUGUGGGGGAAGUAAAAGAGGAAGCGAGAAAAGAAGAUAAAAGCGAAAGUUCUGCUAAAAAAGAUGCUCCAUCAGCUCGCAAAAUUAUGGAGGAAAAUGCAAUCAAUGCAGAAAGUGUUAAAGGAACUGGUAUGGGGGAUAGAAUAACAAAAGCAGAUGUGAUAGGCCAUAUAAACAAAGCAGAACAGUCUGCAAUAAAACAAUAUGAAUUGCCAAAAAGUGUAGUAAAUGGAGAGCAAAGAGAGGAACGAGUAAAAAUGAGCAAAAUAAGGCAAGUAAUUGCCGCUCGUUUGAAAGCGUCGCAAAAUACUGCCGCAAUACUGACCACGUUCAAUGAAAUUGACAUGAAAAAUGUCAUGGAUCUAAGAGCAAAAUAUAAGGACACUUUUGAAAAAAAAUAUGGAAUAAAACUUGGUUUUAUGUCGUUUUUUAUAAAGGCAGCGGUGCAAGCACUGAAAGAGAUCCCUGAAAUUAACGCUGAGAUCUCAGGCGAUGAAAUCAUAUAUAAACAUUACUAUGACAUAGGUGUUGCUGUUGGCACUGACAAAGGCCUUGUUGUGCCAGUUAUUCGGAAUGCUGAUCAGAUGUCAUUCGCAGAAAUUGAGUUAACUUUAGUUGCUCUUGGCAAAAAAGCUCGUGAAGGUAAAUUACAAGUAUCAGAAAUGGAAGGUGCAACAUUUACUAUCUCAAACGGUGGAGUAUACGGUUCACUUCUUUCCACUCCGAUAAUAAACCCUCCGCAAUCUGGAAUACUUGGAAUGCAUUCAAUACAAAACAGGCCAGUUGCUGUUGGCAACUCAAUUGAAAUUAGACCUAUGAUGUACAUUGCCCUCUCCUACGACCACAGAAUAGUUGACGGCAAAGGAGCAGUAACUUUCCUUGUUAAGGUAAAAAAUUACAUAGAAGAUCCAAAUAGAUUAGUUUUGGAAGUAUAA